AUGUCAAUUGUGUCGUUAACAGGCAUAGAAGUGCUAAACAACCCCGCCAAAUUCACCGACCCCUACGAGUUCCAAAUCACAUUCGAGUGUCUAGAACCACUAAAGGAAGACUUGGAAUGGAAGUUGACCUACGUGGGCUCAUCGGAUUCGCUCGAUCACGAUCAGGAAUUAGAUCUGAUACUCGUUGGUCCCGUCCCCGUUGGAGUUAAUUCGUUCUUAUUUGCUGCUGAUGCACCGAGUCCCGAGUUGAUACCAGCUAGUGAAUUAGUGAGCGUCACCGUGAUAAUAUUGAGUUGUUCUUACAAUGAGAGGGAGUUUGUGCGCGUUGGCUACUACGUGAAUAACGAGUAUGAUUCGGAGGAGUUGAGGGAGAAUCCGCCUGCUAAGGUGCAAGUUGACCAUGUGGUUAGGAAUAUCUUGGCUGAAAAGCCGAGGGUCACGAGGUUUAACAUCGUGUGGGAUAAUGAGGGUGCCGCGGAUGAGUAUCCUCCCGAGCAAGAAGAGGAGGAGGAGGAAGAAGAGGAGGAGGAAGAAGAGGAAGAAGAAGAGGAAGAGAUGGAGGAGGAUGAGGAGGAGGAAGAAGAAAAAAUAAACGAGGGUGAUGAAGGGGAUGAGGAAAUCGAAGAGGACGAGGAUGAAGAAGAAGAAGUAGAUAUCGAAGAAGAAGAAGAAGAAGAAGGUGACGACGAUGUGGAAGUGGACUUGGCGGACGAAGCUGAUGAGAUAACGACUUUAAAUGAUAAAGAUGAAGAUACACGGAGCAACGGCAAAGUUGGAUCUGAGCCCACCGAGGCCAGCAAAGACGAGAGUGAUAAUAUCGAAGUAGCAACUCCAAAGGACUCGUGA
Lodderomyces beijingensis is the source of this 846-nucleotide messenger RNA. The record is from the annotation of a GenBank genome assembly. NCBI's taxonomy places the organism in Eukaryota, Fungi, Ascomycota, Pichiomycetes, Serinales, Debaryomycetaceae.